Messenger RNA from Penicillium diatomitis, 849 nucleotides. RefSeq lists its product as uncharacterized. Bases 1 to 849 code for a protein of 282 amino acids. The record is from RefSeq and is a predicted model, not a curated record. The transcript has a single exon. Lineage: Eukaryota; Fungi; Ascomycota; Eurotiomycetes; Eurotiales; Aspergillaceae.
AUGCAUUCUGCACUCGCCGCACUCAUCCUCCUCUCAACGCCCAUCCAUGCGACCAUCACAGCCAAAGUCUGGGCUCAUUUCUACCCCAACUGCCCAGGCGACCCAUACUCGACCCUCGACGCAUACGAAAGCUACGAGGAAACUGCUCCCACAAAAGUCAUCACAGCCGGUGUAUGCACCAGCUUCGGUGUCCCAUCCUUCAAUCACCAACUCGUCAGCUCUAUCUCCGUCGACGCCGAGCUCACACCCGAAGAUUAUCAAAACUUGUAUCCUUCAGACACGGGCGCAAGGUGUAACAUCACCGUCCAUGAAGAGCCAGAAUGUAUCGAUCCGGCCCUGAUCAAUCAGGAACUUCACAAGGGGGUCGAGGUCAGCAAGUGCGAGACGCGCUCAUUCGCCGCCUUCAGUCAGAUAUGGAUACAGCUCAACUGCGAGAAUGAUGGCGAGGCGCUUCACUCUAAUUCUUCGCUUGGGCAAUCGUCCAACUCCACAUACGAAUCACGACUGGCAGAUUCCGGCGGCGAAGACGAUGUCGAAGCUCCAUCCAAGAUGCAGACACCCGGCUCAAACUCAAAUACAUGGGCCAACGCUCAAACAGGUCACGCAUCGCAGCAAGACCCCGAGCAAGUCGAGCGUGUCAAUCAAGACGGACACGCCGAGAGCGAGAAGAUCCUUCAGGAUCUCAUGGAGAGACUGAAAAAUCAAACUGCGACGCAUGUCAGUGGGAAGAGCAAUUCGACGCGGCCUGUGAAUGGGACCUUGCUCCAGAGCAAUGGCACUGUUUCGAGAAGUCCCGGCUUGAUCAAAAGACGUUUGUCUGUGCUGCGCAGGAGGAGGACAUGGGCAUGA